GAACUACAACUACGGUCAGCCCAGGUGGACACAUAACAUAAACAUCUAUCGAUAUUCCAACAUUCCAUUCCAAACUGACCCUUAGCUAGCUCAUCCAAUAUGGACCAAAUCAUUGUCACUACUGAUCAUGAUGAUCAUCAGAUCAUGAGUCAGAUCCAGAAGGUUCAUCAACAACUUGUUCAUGUCCUUCUGAUUAAGAAGCUCCUGUGCUUCCUCGGAAUCCGGACUACCCUUCAGUUCCUAUUGGUAGCCUCCUUCUCGUUGGUUUCGAUAUUGUUGGCUAUUUUCUUGUGCUGUUAUCGUUACUACUCCUCAGGCCACCUUCCUCUCUUCCCGGACAACGACUUCUUCUACUUCUCGACGGUCAUCUUCUCGCUCUUCACCCACGCCCUCGAGCGGAAGUACAUGUUCCUCCUUUGCAAUGGCAUCCUUGCUUUCCUUGCCAAGAGCCUCCGCUUGAGCAGCAGCAGCACAUCUGACCCUGACCCUGUAGUCGUUGACAUGAAAGCUCUGCCGGCCACUGAUGGGAUCAUUGAAUUGCCCGAGGCCGUUGGAGUUGCUGUGUCAGCUGAGGAGGAGGAAGAUAAUGCAGCAGCUAUUGUAGCUGAUGAAGAAGGAGAGCGAGAACGAGAAGAAAAAGAGGAAGAAGGAGACGAUGGAGCUGAUGAUCGAGACAUGGCCGGUGAUUCUUCAUUCUUGGAAGCAGCCCAUGAAGGGGGGAGUGAAGCUUUGGUAACGGAGUUUGAUGAUGAUGACGGAGUAGAAGGGGAUUAUUGUUUGGAGGAUGAGGAAGCUGCAGCAGCAGCCACGGAAGGUGUGACGAUGGCUAACGGUACUAGCAGUGAGGAGCUGAUGAGCACGGAUGAGUUGAAUAAGAAGAUCGAGGAGUUCAUCAGGAAGAUGAAGGAGGAGAUCAGGAUCGAAGCGCAGAGUCAGUUGAUUGCGGUUUGAUGUUCUCAUGCAUUUCGUCGCUUGUUACUCGUAUAACUUUCGUUGCAGAUUAGCGAGAAGAACAUUUUCUAUUUUUCUUUUUAGUGCUAAAUUAUGCGUAGUUAUCUCGUUUAAGUCAAGUCUCAUGAGAAGGUUUUCAUCUAGUGCAAGACUUUUAAACUACGAUAGAAUUUUACUGCUUUUCUUAUCACA
Messenger RNA from Punica granatum (pomegranate), 1143 nucleotides. The record is from RefSeq and is a predicted model, not a curated record. Lineage: Eukaryota; Viridiplantae; Streptophyta; Magnoliopsida; Myrtales; Lythraceae.